This is a messenger RNA of Amborella trichopoda, 1142 nucleotides long. RefSeq names its product Basic-leucine zipper (bZIP) transcription factor family protein (gene HY5). Gene Ontology annotation, molecular function: DNA-binding transcription factor activity, RNA polymerase II-specific. Gene Ontology annotation, biological process: regulation of photomorphogenesis; red or far-red light signaling pathway; response to far red light. The record is from RefSeq and is a predicted model, not a curated record. Lineage: Eukaryota; Viridiplantae; Streptophyta; Magnoliopsida; Amborellales; Amborellaceae. Gene Ontology annotation, cellular component: nucleus.
UUUGUGCACAUUCAUACUGUUACCAUCUAUGCUUUGUCUGCGUGCGUAGAGAGAGAAAGAUAGAGAGGUUAGAGAGAGAGAGAUGCAAGAAGCAGCGACUUCAUUGCCUUCCAGUAGUGAGAGAUCUUCGAGUUCUGCACUCCACCCUGAAGUGAAAGAAGGAAUAGAGAGUGACGAUGAGAUCAGAAGAGUACCCGAAAUGGGUGGUGAGGGUGCGGGACCAUCCUCUACUUCGGGCAGGGACCCUGAAUCAAGGCCGCCAGCGGAAACAAAUCAGAGGAAAAGGGGCCGAAGCCCAGCCGACAAAGAGCACAAAAGACUCAAAAGGUUGCUGAGGAAUAGAGUGUCUGCGCAACAGGCUAGAGAGAGAAAGAAGGCGUACUUGAACGAGUUGGAGGUAAAGGUGAAGCAGAUGGAGAAGAAGAAUUCUGAACUUGAAGAGCGCGUCUCCACCUUGCAAAACGAGAACCAAAUGCUAAGACUUAUAUUAAAGAACACAACGGCCAACAGGAGAGGUAGCACCAGUGCCAACGGUGCUGAUGGGUAGAGGAACACCUCUCUCUCUCUUUCUGUCUCUCUCUCUCACACUGCAUAAGUCCCUUUGUUGUGUACACUCUGUAUCUCCAUUUCUAUGGGUCAGGUCUAUGUCUCUCUCUAUUUUUAGAAUUUUUUUUGGUUGGGUUUUGUUUUGAGGUGCGAACGUGAUGGUUGCGGGAGUGAAUGUUUAUUUCGUUGAGGAAAAGAGAGACAUGAAUAAAAUAUAGAAAGGGACAUGGCAAAAGCACAUGAAGAGAGAGAAUGAGAUGACUUAUUAUUGGUACUCUUCAUGUGAGUCUUAUCCAUACCUACUACCCCUUCAACGAUUUUGAAACGUAUUAUGAGGUAGUCUUUUGAACAAGUUAAUUCAGGAGCCAUUUAUCCAUUACUUUGUAUUGUUUUUAUGGUUUAUGGGCAUGGAAGGGAUUGUAUAUUAUGAGAAUAUUUAUUUUUGUUACUAUGGGGUCUGUUGUUAUAAGCUACUUUAGGUGGCUAUUGUUUUUAAAAUUGGGUGGCUGUUGUUUUUAUGGUCAAUGGACAUGGAUAGGAUUGUAUAUUAUGAGACUAUUUAUUUUUGUUACAAAGAAGUUGGUUGUUAAGAGUUA